Messenger RNA from Laetiporus sulphureus 93-53, 504 nucleotides. RefSeq lists its product as uncharacterized. The coding region runs from base 114 to 455 and encodes 113 amino acids. Lineage: Eukaryota; Fungi; Basidiomycota; Agaricomycetes; Polyporales; Laetiporaceae. The record is from RefSeq and is a predicted model, not a curated record. The transcript has a single exon.
GGGGAAAUACUUACCAUAUUUGGGAGUAUGAAAGGGUCUUGAAUCUGCAUCACUUAUUUCAAGAUAUUGUCUCAGAUACAUCUUCCACAUUACGACCGGCGCUCGUGAAAGGAAUGGCGGGAGACUUCAAAGCUGUGAUGACCUGGACCUGCACACAAUCUGCCCAGCCGAUUCUGGAUACUUCUGAAGUCCGGAGGCGGUGUUGGGGCAUUGGCAUGGUGAACGGGAGCAUAUACCUGGCAACGGAACGUCGCCUCGUACAGGUUGUACGGAUGUCCGGGUGGUGUGUGAUUGCGCACCAUACAAAUGAUGAUGUUUUGGCAAGUAUUUUUUUGUCCAACAACCUGCAGCUCCUUCUCGCCUUGCUCGAUCGUGAUCUCGCGCACUCUGCUCCGCUUCUCGUUCAGCUUGUCCAACUACUCCUUCGCCCUCACAUUGCCCCCAUUCUCUUUUAGCAAAUUUCCCUUCGCGACUCACGAUUGCAGCGAGCAGCAAAUGUCGGUG